Molecule: messenger RNA, 968 nt
Organism: Penaeus indicus
Lineage: Eukaryota; Metazoa; Arthropoda; Malacostraca; Decapoda; Penaeidae
Product: intraflagellar transport protein 22 homolog
Exons: 4
Coding region: 159-719 (186 amino acids)
Biological process (GO): intracellular protein transport
Cellular component (GO): endomembrane system
Molecular function (GO): GTPase activity
Source: RefSeq, a predicted model, not a curated record
GCCACAGAAGAUAAACAAAUAAUCUUGAACGUCUCCGCCUGUCUCCAGAAGGAACCUCUCGAAAUACCUCGAAAAAAACGAAGAAAUGGUGAAACAAGUGUUGUAAUUGGUGAAGAGAAGAAAACUGCAACAUAAUCGGACCAAUCGUGUGAGGCGCCAUGUCGAAUAAGGUGAAAAUAGUGAUGGUUGGGCCACCCGAGUGUGGGAAAACAACACUCACAAACUUUCUAAGUGAGGCUGGAGAAGUGGGAAGUGGAGAGUACAGACCCACCAAAGGCUGUAGGAUUCUGGAAUUUGAAGUGCCCAAUAUAAACUACAACAACACUGCAGCCAGUGUUGAGGUUGAGCUGUGGGAUGUCAGUGGUGAUAGGACCUAUGAGACUUGUUGGCCUGUCAUUCAGCAAGGAGCACAGGGCAUUAUCUUUGUGUACAGCCCAGGGCGAGAGGAACACGCAAGGGUCCUUGAUAACUUGUACACGCACUUUGCUGAACAACAGGGCAUAAGUGAAGCUCAGUGCGUUGUGUUCUGCCACUACAAACCAGGAGCCAAGGGGAAAGGGGCAAAACUUUCAACUCCCUUCAACAAGAUCUCCAAAAUGGACACGCACUUGGAUGACGAUAGUGGAAGUGUGAAGAGGGAUUUUAAUGACUUCAUUGCAUCUGUCAUGAGUCACAUGUCUGAUGUUGUUGAGCGUCAAGAGAACUUUAUAUUGCAGUGAACCUAAAUGAAUUCAUGCAAUGAUAUAAAAAUGUUAUUAGCUCACAUGAACUUAUCAACAUGGAGUGGGCUCACACUCAAGCAUAGACAUAAAUUUACACAUGAAGAUAUACACAUGUCUUGUGUGCACUGACACUUUUUUUGUGAUACCCUUGCUGUUAUUCAUGUAUUUGCAAAAAAGAUUAAAUCAGUGAUGUUUCUGUACACUUAAUACCUUCUAGUCACUUAAUAUAUAUUUAUGCCGUCCAUA